Messenger RNA from Bradysia coprophila, 2025 nucleotides. RefSeq names its product phospholipase B1, membrane-associated-like. NCBI's taxonomy places the organism in Eukaryota, Metazoa, Arthropoda, Insecta, Diptera, Sciaridae. The record is from RefSeq and is a predicted model, not a curated record. Gene Ontology annotation, molecular function: glycerophospholipase activity. Gene Ontology annotation, biological process: phospholipid metabolic process.
CUCAGUUCACAAGUGUGUUUGAAGUCCUAUGCGGCCAAAGCGUUCGCGGACACACAUGGUCAGUUAAUAUUUGUUUUUCUUGGAUAUAGUGAAAGGAUUAUCAUUGAAAUUUCGGAUAAAACUGUAGACUGGUUUUAGUGAGGCAAAGAACUCAGUGGUGUGACACACUUAAUUUAGUCGUUAAGAUUGUUUUGCAUCGAAUUGUAAUUGGCAAAUUGAACAAUAAUGAAAUUGAUUUGAUUAAACCAAAGUUAUGUGGCUGGCGAUGUGUUGUGUUAAUAAUAAUUAAUUUACCGAUUCAUUUGUGAGCAUAAUUAACAAUCGAUAAAAAAAAAUUAUCGAAUCGGUCAACUCCAAGUAUUUGUGUGGAACGCCACAGCGAAAUCGUUAAAUGACUACGCGGAUAAACUUUGUGCUACCGAAAACAAAGUGCUACAAAAAUGACUAACAAAGUAAAACAAUUGCUGCUAACAGCUACCAUUCUGUUGUGCAUACAACGGCUGACCGCCAAGGAUAUUGUUGAAGAGACAUCGAUGUUAGACAGUGGAUUUAUGAGAUCGCUCUUCCAUUCAUUCAGAGACUUUACUUUUCGUUUAGUUGGAUCGACGAGUCGCAAAACUAGAGGCAAUUUCUUGCAGGAACCUAACGAAAACUUUCCAUGCGAUUUGCGUGGAAUGCGAAGUAAGAGAGUGCCAACGAGUGUACACAGAUUGAAACCAGGCGAUAUUGAUGUAAUUGCUGCAAUAGGUGAUUCGUUAACUGCCGCAUCAGGAGCUACAUCGACUAGAUUCCAAGAUUUGUUUAUGGAGAAUAGGGGACUUUCAUGGAGUAUUGGAGGUCAAUGGAACUGGAGAAAUGUUACCACAUUGCCAAAUAUAUUAAAGGAAUACAAUCCAAAACUGGUGGGUUACUCGAGAAACGACGCCUACCCAUUCCACGAGGACACUCAAUUCAACAUGGCUGAAAUCGGAGCCGUGUCAGCGGAUAUUCCAUUCAUGGCCAAAGCUUUGGUCCGACGAAUAAAACGGGACAAACGAAUUAAUUUUAAGAAGGACUGGAAAAUGGUUACGAUCUGCAUGGGUGGCAACGACAUUUGUUCGUUCAUCUGUUUGAUGCAAGAUCCAGAGAGUUUACCAGAGAAACAUCGAAAUAGUUUGAUAAAAGCUCUGCGUUACAUGAGAGAUAAUAUGCCGAGGACAUUCGUAAAUAUUGUGCCAGUACCACUAGUCGAAACCGUUGUGACAUACGAGAAGAAGCCUUUGCAGUGCCAAAUUCUGCACCAUGGAGAGUGUUCAUGUUGGGUUGGCCGAUUGUACAACCAAACGAAAGAGUUACAGGAACGUUACAGUGUCAUUCAACGGAAAAUGCAAGACAUCGAAGAAGAGGUGGCCAGCAUGAAAGAGUUUCGUGGAUUGAAGGAAUUUGCGGUCAUGUACCAACCAUUUUCGCGUCGGCUGAACUUGAGCACGGAAACAUCAAGCCAUGACUUCUCGUUAUUAGCGUUCGACUGUUUCCACAUGAGCCAGAAGGGAAAUGCAUGGGCUGGUGUUACACUAUGGAAUAGCUUGUUAGAGCCACCGGGCUCGAAAUCGUUAAAUUGGGUAUCGCCGAAGAAAAAGUUUUUGUGUCCGACAACAGAACAGCCGUAUUUCUACACACACGAUAAUUACCGAUAUUUUUCGUCAGUGAACAACGUUUAGUUGAAUAAGUUACGCUGAUAUGAGAGAGUUGAAGACUUUGUUUUAUGACUCGGUGUUAUGUUAAGUUUUUGGCUGGUUGGGAUUGGGUGGUAAUGUAAUUGUUUAACUGAAAGUCGAAAUGUUCAAUGUACAAUUUGGUGAAAUUUUGAAGCAUAUUGUUUCCGAUUCGGGAUUUUAGAGUUCUGGGUGCGAAGGGGUGGGGUCUUUUUUUAAAAUUUAAUUAGCGAAACCAUUAUUAGAUUUAGUGUUUUAGUCUAUUCAAUGUGUCGACUAACAAACGAAUUAUUUAUUGUAAAACGAAACUUUAUUUUGAAUAAAAUUGAAU